Molecule: messenger RNA, 1652 nt
Organism: Mercurialis annua (annual mercury)
Lineage: Eukaryota; Viridiplantae; Streptophyta; Magnoliopsida; Malpighiales; Euphorbiaceae
Product: sugar transport protein 8-like
Exons: 6
Coding region: 57-1652 (531 amino acids)
Biological process (GO): transmembrane transport
Cellular component (GO): membrane
Molecular function (GO): carbohydrate transmembrane transporter activity
Source: RefSeq, a predicted model, not a curated record
AUUAUACAAAAAAAAAAGAGUGUAAACGGGGUGAGGCUGAAGGGACGUGAGAUAGGAUGAGUAAGGAGGAAAUCAUGGAAGAAAUUCAAGUCGAAGAAACACAUAUUUAUGUGACAGAAAUUGAAGAGAUCAUAGAGGAUAAUCAAGUAGAAAUUGCCAUGGAUGAAUCGGAGAUAGAGGAUCCAUAUCAUGUAAUUUGUAAAGCCCGCUGGAGAUGUUGUUUUCCGAUGAUUAUGCAUGCCAUCGCUUUACUUGGAGGAGUCCUAGUAGGUUAUUCAACAACAAUUGCAGGGGGAGUUCUUGAUAUGGAUAGUUAUAUGGUAACAUUUUCUUCCAAACUUUAUAAAGAAGAAAUGCACCAUCUCGACAAUAAUUGCGGAUUUGGCAGCUUUCAGCUUCAGUGGUAUAUCUCUUCGCUUUACAUGGCAGCUUCAAUAUCGAUAUUGUUUGCUUUUGCCUUGAAAAAUAUAUGGGGACGAAGAUCAACUUUUCGAUUAGGAUCCACUCUGAUGGUACUGGGAACCAUACUUACAGCUGUUAGUUCGGGUUUCUAUGUUCAAUCAGUCGGUAGAAUUGUCACAGGAGUGGCUAUUGGACUUCUUCUCCAGGUAAUACCCACCAUUAUUACUGAGAUGGAGGUAGAUAAAACUAGGGGAUUGAAUAUAAAAUUUGGAUGUUUUACAGCUGCUGGUUCAACAUUAGCUAUAGGAUUGAAUUAUUUUGCUUCAUAUUUUCAUGUGUGGGGAUGGAGACUUUCAACUGGAUUUAUAAUUCCAGUUGCAUUUAUCCUAUUUUUGAUAUCUUUUAACAUUUUUGAGACACCUUUCUGGUUGGUAGAGAAUAGAAAAAUAAGUGAAGCUAAAAUUGUGCUGCGGCUAAUGAUGAGCGCGACGCAUGUGGAUGACAUGUGUGUCGAGAUUGAAGAAAACAUUUCAAGACGAAAAGUUGACAAUCAUCUCCAAGCGAUAUUGCAUCAUGGAAGCCGCCCGGCUUUAGUAAUCAUGGUAACGACACAAAUUUUAGUUCAACUUUUAGGAUUUUCUGUAUACACAAACUAUGGGCCAUUUAUGCUUCAAUCAUUGGGCUAUACUUCGCAUGAAGCGUUUCUUUUUCUACUAGUGUGUUCAAUUUUGAACACUAUUAUCAUUUUCAUUCAACCAUGGAUUUUUCGAAUAUUCGGAAGGAGAAGACCUCUUAUUAUAGCUUCGAUUUUCAUGUUAUCUUCUCUGGCGUAUGCUUCGGUUAUAUUUUUUCUAUAUGUUGAUUCACAUUUCUUUAAUGGGAGUGCUAUCGUUUGCGUUAUUUUGGGUUUGACCGUAACAUAUAUAGCUGCUUAUAGUAUUUGUUUCGGGCCCGAAGCAUGGUUAGAUGUAUCAUUCCCGUUACGUACUUGUGCAAUUGGAUCUGUUUUGGAGGCGGUAACUUCCAUGUUUUUCAGUUUUUUGACAAAUAUGUUCUCCACGCGUUUGGCUUGUACUCUAGGUGUACACGUGUUUGUGUAUUAUAGUUUUUGUAGUCUCGUCAUGGUUUUAUUUAUUUUAUUAUUAGUGCCUGAGACUAGAGGGGUACUUAUGUAUAGUAUGGCUAGACGGGUUUGGAGCCAACAUUGGCUAUGGAAAAAGUAUGUAUCUUACCAUGAUAUUUAUGUAUAA